GUGUGUGUGUGUUUUCGUGCUGUCCGCUCUGCAGCGGCGGCGGCGGUCAGUGGUCAUGCUCGCGCUCGUGCUCGCGGACAGGUGACGGGUAACAGGGGCGCGCGUUCGGCAACAGACGCUGGCGUUUGUUUUGGACGUUCUGGCGGGAAAAAAAAAAAACGGAUCACAUUGAAGCCGCUGUGUAUUAGAACGCCAGGACCGUCGGGACGUCAGCGCGCUGGAACGUUCGACGUUCCGUCCCAGCAAAAUCGCGGGAAUUCCACGCGCGUCGUAGCUAACCGUCACCGCGCGCGCGCGCGCGUGCGUGCCUUGCGCGCCUGUGUGAGUUCGUGCGCGCGCCUCCGGUUCCGAUGGCGAGGAACACGCUGCCGUCGCGGUUCCGCGGGCUCGACAUCGACGAGUAUGACGAGAACCGGUUCGUGGACGAGCAGGACGAGGCGGCGGAGCAGCAGGGCCCGGACGGAGCCGAGGUGGACGCGCUGCUCAGGAGAGGAGAGAUGAUGACCGCGUUCCACAUCGCUCUGAAGAACCCGCCAAUCAACUCCAAAAACCCAGCAGUGAAGGAGCGGGCGCAGGCUGUGGUGUUGCGGGUGUUGACCUCCUUUAAGAGCAGUGACAUCGAGCCAGCUGUGAAGUCACUGGACAGGAACGGGGUGGACCUGCUGAUGAAGUACAUCUACAGAGGCUUCGAGAAGCCCUCAGACAACAGCAGCGCCAUUCUGCUGCAGUGGCACGAAAAGGCGUUUGCUGUCGGGGGUUUGGGCUCCAUAGUACGAGUGCUCACAGCAAGGAAGUCGGUUUAAAAAGCGCAGCUAAAGGGAAGAAAAGAGACGAGAGCCACGGGCUCAUCGUUUUCCUCCUGAAGGCGGACAGCUUCCUUUGUCGCAGCUCUCAUCAACCAAAUCUCUGCGAGUAAUGCCACCAGGAGAGAACCAUGGUGGACGGUUUAUUUUAUCCCAAAACAACUGCUUUCCUAUGGGGAAAUGUGUUUGUAUGUAAUAUCAAUUAUUGCUUCAUUAAUUUACCUCCUGGAGAUCUGAGAAGGA
Molecule: messenger RNA, 1046 nt
Organism: Pygocentrus nattereri (red-bellied piranha)
Lineage: Eukaryota; Metazoa; Chordata; Actinopteri; Characiformes; Serrasalmidae
Gene: arpc5la
Product: actin related protein 2/3 complex, subunit 5-like, a
Exons: 4
Coding region: 351-803 (150 amino acids)
Biological process (GO): regulation of actin filament polymerization; cell migration; Arp2/3 complex-mediated actin nucleation
Cellular component (GO): Arp2/3 protein complex; cytoplasm; actin cytoskeleton
Molecular function (GO): actin filament binding
Source: RefSeq, a predicted model, not a curated record